AUGGCGCAAGGGGAACCUGUCCUUCUCAUGCCCUGGGCCACAGAAAGGGCGAUUUCCGACGCGAUCCCACGAAGCCGGUACCCUCACGUCGGGCGUUUCGACGCACUCCGCCGGAGUGCCCACUGCAGACCACGAAGAUUGCAGCAGACCACGGAGGGGCCUCAGCCUCGGAGGGGCUGGCUGGCUGGGUUCUUGGGCCUCGCUGGAGGUUACGGUGCCCCAACGGCCCGGCGACCUCCGAAGCCGGCUCCAAGACCGCGCGUUGGCCGCGCCAGCACCGAGGAGGCGACAGAUUUCGGAGACAGCGAUGCGGAAGAGGAGCCUCGCGCAGACGCAGUGGAGUCCAAAGAUGAUUCCCAUGCGUCCAGCGACAGCAGCGAUCACGAGGGCGAUGAGUCAAAGUCGGAAACUCCUGCAAAGGAGGAUGCGACCAAGUCAGAGGAUAAGAACGACGAAAAGUCAGCGUCGGCUUCCGCCGACAGCACGGUGGAGGGCGACGAGAAAUCGGAGAAGUCUGACAAGGAGGAGUCUGCAGCAGAGCCGAAGAAGGAGCCGGAGAAGUCCGACACCGUCGAAGAGGAGGAAGCCAAGAAGGAAGACAAGGAGGAUGACGAGAAAAGGAAGGAGGAGGAAGAAGACGGCGAAAGUGAAGCUGGCGAAAGUGAGGAUGAGAGGCCCAAGCAGGAUUCUGCGAAGGAGGAGAAGAAACCGGAAGCGUCUGAGAAAGAUAACGACUCAGAGGAUGCAGGCAAGGAGCCAGAGGAGAAGGAGACAAAUUCUGAAGAUAAGAAAUCCGAGCCUGAAAAAGAGGAGAAGAAAGCCGACCCGGAAAAAGAGGAGAAGAAAGCCGACCCGGAAAAAGAGGAGAAGAAAGCCGAGCCGGAGAAAGAGGAGAAGAAAGCCGAGCCGGAAAAAGAGGAGAAGAAAGCCGAGCCUGAAAAAGAGGAGAAGAAAGCCGAGCCUGAAAAAGAGGAGAAGAAAGCCGAGCCUGAAAAAGAAGAGAAGAAAGCCGAGCUGGAAAAAGAAGCGAAGAACGCCGAAGACACGGAGAAGUCGGAGUCUGGGAAGGAAGAGGAAGAGGAGAAGGCCGCAGAAGCAGAGGAAUCUGAGAAAGAAGAAGCAAAGCCCACAGACAAGGGGCAGCCGGAGUCCGAAAAGCAAGAAGAGAAGCCCAAGGAAGAGGAGAAGCCCAAAGAGACAGAGCAAAAGAUCGAAGAGGAGAAGAAGUCGGAGUCCGAAAAGGUGGAGCACAAGGCGGAAGAAGAGGAGAAGUCAGAGUCUGAGACGGCGGAAAAGGCGGAGAAGUCGAGCGAAGACCCAAAAGAGGAUGAGGAGAAGCCUGUAGAAUCGGCACCGCCCAAAGAGGAGCAAACGACUUCCAAGGAAGCUUCCGUAGAGGAAUCAAAAAAGACUCAGACUGAACCUGGGGAGAAGGACAAGAUGGAAGAGCCACCCAAGGCCAACGAUUCCGAAGAGUCCAAAGAGACGACGGAGGCAAAGAUCGAGGAGUCGGAGGCCGUUGCUUCAGAAGAGCAGAAGGAGAAGAAGGAGCCGAAGAAUGAGGCAGAAGCCAAAGACGACAAGAAAGAGAAAGAGCCUGAGGAUGAUGGCAAGGAAGAGGCAAAGGACAAGACGGAGGAAGCACCGAAAACAGCUGAAGAGCCCCAAAAGCAAGGAAAGCUCUCCGGGACGGAAGAGGCGGUGAACAUGAUGGGGGAAAUGCUCGUGGCUUUGAAGUCUGAAGAGGAAAGCGAGGACGAAGACAAGGAUGCCGUGCCCAAGGAAAGGAAGCAGCAGGCCGUCGACAUGAUGGAGGAGGUCUUGGUAGCUUUCAAGCCGGAUGAGAAGCGAAAAGAAAAAGACGGAGAAGAGGGUGUCACCAAGGAGAUGAAGCAGCAGGCGAAGGAGUACUUCGACUGGAACCGCGCCUGGUAUCCCAUCGCACCUCUGGACUACCUGCACGCGGACAAGCCCAACCCCGUCAAGCUGCUGGGGAAGCGAAUGGUGGUUUGGUGCUCGGACGUGGCAGAAAACAUCUGGCACGCAGCUCUCGACAGCUGCCCGCACCGCAUGGCCCCGCUGUCCAUUGGCGAGGUUCUGGACUCCGGAGAGCUACGCUGCCGAUACCAUGGCUGGUCUUUCAACGGAGCCGGCAGCUGCGUCUGUGUACCGCAGGCCAGAAACGAAGCAGAGGAGGCGCGGAUAAGUGGCCUGGCGCGUAGCUGCCUGACCACCUUCCCAGUGCAGGUGAAGCAGGGCCUGGUGUGGAUCUUCCCUUUCGCCGGGCAAGAUGCCACCACACACGCCAAAAAGUCUGCGCCAUGCGUCACCCCCGAAAUGGACGGCGCCGAGUGGAUCAUGACGGUUGCGCCAGUGGGCUACCAGGUGUCUGUGGAAAACACGUUCGACCCCUCUCAUGCGCCCUUCCUUCACAACGGCAUUGUCAAGUAUGCCGCAGAGCGGGCACGGGCUAUAACGAAGUUCGUCUUGCGGGACGAUGUUAUUUCCGGCAAGCGUGGCUUCGUGCUGCAGCACAACGGUUAUGACGAGUCCACGGAAGGCAUCGCUGCAACGAGACAGUUCGUGCCACCGUGUUCCAAUACCACCGUCUACAAAUACGCGGAUGGGCGUGUGGAGACGAACCAGCUCUACUUCGUGCCUUGUGGCCCGCAUGAGACCCGCUACAUCGUGAACCUUGGUGCCGGUGAACGGCGCAGGCGGCUUCCGACGAUCAUGGAAGAUGUGCUCCAUGUGCUUUUCUUCAACAAGAUCUUCGGAUACCGUUUCCAAGAGCAGGACUUGAUGGCCAUGUGCGGACAGGAGCGGGCGCUUCAGGAGAGUUCCAACUAUGCCUGGGGAGAGCAGUAUGUGCUCGGCACUCCGGCUGACAAGGGCGUCGAGGUGUUUCGGAGAUGGUUCUAUGAGUUUGCCAAUGGAGGGCCCUACUUCCCCAGGUCCUCCAGGACGCUUCCGGCAACUGAUUCGAUGCUCUUUGACCGCUGGCAAAGACAUUCGAAGUACUGCCCGCGCUGUCGACGCGUCAUGCGUGCCUUUGGCACGGUGCAAGGUGCAGCGGGCAGGGUCUCGGUUUGUGGGCUCAUUGCCUCGGCCAUCUUCUUCUUCCUCCACCGCCGAGAAGCAACAGAAGCCACGCUUCUCGCCACUUUGCUCUCCGCUGCUUUGGGCCGAUGGGCCGCUGCAGAGCGUUGGGGCUUCGUAUCCUCCAUGCCGCUGAAGGGGCUCAUGGAAGUUGCCGUGUACAAAGACGCGGCGAAGGAUGACAGAGUGAAGAGCAAAUGA
Symbiodinium sp. CCMP2456 is the source of this 3300-nucleotide messenger RNA. Lineage: Eukaryota; Dinophyceae; Suessiales; Symbiodiniaceae. The record is from the annotation of a GenBank genome assembly.